This is a messenger RNA of Eurypyga helias (sunbittern), 873 nucleotides long. It is a transcript of the gene SLC6A9, whose product is annotated as solute carrier family 6 (neurotransmitter transporter, glycine), member 9. The record is from RefSeq and is a predicted model, not a curated record. Gene Ontology annotation, molecular function: glycine:sodium symporter activity. NCBI's taxonomy places the organism in Eukaryota, Metazoa, Chordata, Aves, Eurypygiformes, Eurypygidae. Gene Ontology annotation, cellular component: membrane. Gene Ontology annotation, biological process: sodium ion transmembrane transport; synaptic transmission, glycinergic; glycine import across plasma membrane.
CUGGGCUGCCUCAGCAUCUCCUGGCUCGUCGUCUUCCUCUGCCUCAUCAAGGGUGUCAAGUCCUCGGGGAAGGUGGUGUACUUCACGGCCACCUUCCCCUACGUGGUGCUCACCAUCCUCUUCGUGCGCGGCAUCACGCUGGAGGGCGCCCUCACCGGCAUCAUGUACUACCUGACACCCCAGUGGGACAAGAUCCUGGAUGCCAAGGUGUGGGGUGAUGCAGCUUCGCAGAUCUUCUACUCGCUGGGCUGUGCCUGGGGUGGGCUCAUCACCAUGGCCUCCUACAACAAGUUCCACAACAAUUGCUAUCGGGACAGCAUCAUCAUCAGCAUCACAAACUGCGCCACCAGUGUCUAUGCCGGCUUCGUCAUCUUCUCCAUCCUGGGCUUCAUGGCCAACCACCUGGGUGUGGAUGUCUCCAAGGUGGCUGACCACGGCCCCGGCCUGGCCUUCGUCGCCUACCCAGAAGCCCUCACCCUGCUCCCCAUCUCGCCCCUCUGGUCCAUCCUCUUCUUCUUCAUGCUCAUCCUCCUGGGGCUGGGCACACAGUUCUGCCUGCUGGAGACACUGGUCACGGCCAUCGUGGACGAGGUGGGCAACGAGUGGAUCAUCCGCAGGAAGACCUUCGUGACGCUGGGGGUGGCUGUGGCGGGCUUCCUGCUGGGCGUCCCACUCACCACGCAGGCGGGCAUCUACUGGCUCCUGCUGAUGGACAUAAGCUCCCUGUCAAUCAUGUCCUGAAUCAUGUGCGUGUCCAUCAUGUCCCUCUACGGGCACCGCAACUACUUCAAGGACAUCGAGAUGAUGCUGGGCUUCCCGCCCCCGCUCUUCUUCCAGAUCUGCUGGCGCUUCAUCUCACCCGCCAUCAUCUUU